Molecule: messenger RNA, 1034 nt
Organism: Tuber melanosporum (Perigord truffle)
Lineage: Eukaryota; Fungi; Ascomycota; Pezizomycetes; Pezizales; Tuberaceae
Exons: 3
Coding region: 63-1034 (323 amino acids)
Source: RefSeq, a predicted model, not a curated record
CUCCUUUGUGAAUUCAUUGAUCCCCACAGAAUUCUCAACUCCCAUAAUCCAGAGGCUCUAUCAUGGAUCUUGACCGAAGCUCCCUUGCUAUUUACCGCUCCAUCUUUCCCGACGAUAGGAAAUUCCCAUAUACCAGGGAUCGUACUGGUCAAAUUAUGCGGCAUCGGAGUUCGCUUGACGGGUGUCUGUUCUUUGAUUAUGUUCUCAGGGAGAUAGCUCGUAUCGAGGAUGUUGACCGACUUUACCCACCAAAGAACGUUGUCGCCUUACGAACACUUGUCACCGUCAUCAUGGAGAAGGAAGAAUUAGAUAAACUGAAGAGAGACUCUUUCAUAUACUACCUCAAAAAGGAUUUCGAUCACGCACACCCUGACAAUGAUGACGCUGGAAGCUACGCUCAGAAGGCUCUGGUUCAGCCAAACUUUUGUAGUCUGAUGGAUGGUCUCUGGGCUUUGGAUAAUUUCCGGUUCGAGGAAGCUAUUAUGCGCUUGGCUGAGCCUGCCGUUACGCCCAUCAAUCCUCACAAGAUACUUUCUGCCCUCAUCCGUCAUGCUGGGCCUACACUGGGUCCAAGGCUUGCUACCACUUUCGUUCAAGCGACGCAGACAAAACUGAACACAGACGACUCAAUAAGGGAUUACUUCACCGCUCUCAGCGCUACCUCUAUUGAAUCAGCCUUUCUCUACCAACGAACAGUUCCGGAAUCUUUACAGCAUGAGCUGUUCACUAGUCUUAUCGAUCAUUGCCUCACAGUUCGCAAAGAGGCCAAUUCUUUAAAACUAAUCGGCUUGCCAUUCACCCCCAGAGAGCAACAGAUGUUUGAGGAUCACAUUCGCCACUCCAAUCUCCCGGCUGCACAGGAUACUUUGAUAAUUAAGCAUUUGCAUCAGGGGCAACUGGACGACGCUUUGGCGGCUGCGAAAUCUGCUCGCUAUCAGAAUGAGCCGGAGCUUGGAGGCCUCAAUUGGGCAAAUCUGGCCAGAGGGCUUUCCUUAGGCAUCGGUCCAAGAGUGACCAACGAAGAAACUGUUUAG